Acanthaster planci (crown-of-thorns starfish) is the source of this 1371-nucleotide messenger RNA. Its product is annotated as transmembrane protein 192-like. Gene Ontology annotation, cellular component: lysosomal membrane; late endosome. NCBI's taxonomy places the organism in Eukaryota, Metazoa, Echinodermata, Asteroidea, Valvatida, Acanthasteridae. The record is from RefSeq and is a predicted model, not a curated record.
GAUGACUCAAGCACAUGACCCAUCGACGGAAGAAAUUUCUUCUAAACUUCAAGUUGAAGAUUUGUGGCGAUAAUGUCUCGGAUGGAGAACGUUGCUGCGAAUUAAUAUUUCGGUUUUCUUCAAGAGAAUGGUCAGCCUUGGAGGUGGACAGGAUGGAAGGCAUGUUGGGAGACAAGGGGGCUUUUUCUUCAACGAGCACGAGCCCAGCAUCUUGCAGUCACCGGAAGAUGAAGAGCUGCUGAUCACGCAGAACCUGCAGGCAGAAGAGGAGCCCCACUUCAAGAGAUGCAGCACUCUGUGGAUGGUGGCCUUACAAGUGGUACUCAUUACUGCGUACCUGGCUGCUUCAGCUGUCCUCCCGUACGCCAUCGAGCCCUGCGUCAAUCGCAACGCCACGCGGGCGGAGCAGUUGGAGGAUGCGUUUGUCUACCUAGCCUUCAGCCAUCCCGUCGUCUGGCUGCUGCUGCUACUGGCCGACCGCUUUCUCCAGUACCGUCACACGCUGCUGCGACGCCACGGCUACCUAGACUUCACCCAGAAGACCAGAUACCUGCGCCGCACGGCAGAGUUUGUGUUUUCACUGGGCAAUGCGUUCAUGCUGACCAUCGUCCUGCUGCGCUACAAGUUCAUGUCACAGGUGAGCUCCGUCAAGCCCGUGGGAACAGCGUCGAUUCACGGCGUCAACUACCAGGAGAUGAUCAUUGGCGUGGAGUCCAUCAUCGCGCUCUUCUGCUGUGCAAGAUAUGCAAUGUUAGUUUACAAGUUCAACAAAGCCGAGCUCCCGCCUGACGCCGAGCAGGAGGAGCAGAUGAUAGCUGUCAUGCAACCCAGCACUCACCUGCCGGACAUUGGUUAUAGGGACAGCCAGUACGUGGAAGCCCUGCUGGAGAGACAGGCGGACAUGAUCCGCUACCUCAAGCAUCACACCGAAUACCUGAGCAAACGCAUCUUGAAGCUGCGAGCGUCGCAGAAAGACGGCCGUCUGAUGGGCAGUGUACAGGUCUAGGCGGUGGCGGAGUCACCAAGUCACUAGGGUCAAAUGUCAGCAGCAGAGAAUCAGGGAAGGGUGGUUGCUUUACAGUGUCGCGCCUGCUUUCCGGGGAUAGCAAUUUGCGAUAAUUAAGCAACUCCGGCAACUGUCUUGUCAUCUUUAGGGUCUUUAUUUAUAUUUUCUUUUGGGGGUGUGUCCAGGUCAGAGAGAAAGUUGCGAUGCAAUAAAUAUGUGCCUUUUCAUAGCCACUAAUCUAAUCUCCAUGACAAAAAUCUGGAUUAUGGUUCCGUACUUAGCAAACAAAUGAAACUAUGCACUGGCUCUCAGCCUUCCAUUGGAAUGUGUGCAGGGAACCAGUCAUUGUCCCCCUCCAUCAUUAU